AUGACUCCAACUAAACGAUGGUUUAUGAUAAAAUCCGUUAUGGAUGGCAGUAUCAUUUCCUGCCAUCGAUCUCGAUCCAGCGACUUCCUUCGUUCGCAGGUUUAUGUUUAUCCAACCCCUCACCAUGUCGAUGCUGAGUACUGGCGAUGGAAAGGCAGCUUUCUGGAAAACAAGAAAACUGGCCUUGUUCUGGAUAUAAGAAAAGGGCGAUUGCGAUUGAUUGAAGAUACAGAAAUAUGCUUAUACCAUGCCAAGCCGCAAGAAGAUGCUAUAAACCAACAAUGGGCGGUUCGAACUGCCAUGGACGAAUAUAACAGGGAACAAUCUGGUUACUUCAUUUACUCUCUCAGCAACGAGGAAUGGGUCAUUGACCUUGAUAUCCAUGCAGUGGGUUCGGAGGACGGUGCUAAGUUGGUGUUGUAUCCAGUCAAAACAUUUGACAACGUCAACCAGCAAUGGGAAUUUAUUGACGCUGAUACGGAUACCGCAAUACUUGACUCAACUUCUCAAAGGGGUUGCAUAAAAUACCCAGAUCUUGCGGAUAACGAUAUGAGUGAAUGUAGGAGAUGUUCUCAGUCAUCUAUUGGCAGUCAUUCCUCGGAUAUGUCUAUGGAAGCUUUGAAAGAGUGCCACCACCGAGCAUAUUUGGAAAAUGACCCACACUUAAGCAACAGGACCAUAGCCAUGGCUGCCGCGCAUUUUGCUCUGACUCAAUGGAAGUUGGAUAUAGCCAACAUGAAUCCUUCGGUAAUAAUCGAGCAUUCAGAAUCUAUUCAGCGCGACUUACAAGCAUGUGCUGCUCAACAAGCGGCCAAUUUAUUUGACAAGAGUGAUACUCUUAGUAGUGAUAAGACGACUGCAACCAAGAUGGCAAUUGCAAUUGUGACACAAUUCUAUGCACAUCAAUUGCAUACUCUCUAA
Messenger RNA from Umbelopsis ramanniana AG, 921 nucleotides. RefSeq lists its product as uncharacterized. Lineage: Eukaryota; Fungi; Mucoromycota; Umbelopsidomycetes; Umbelopsidales; Umbelopsidaceae. The transcript has 3 exons. The coding region runs from base 1 to 921 and encodes 306 amino acids. The record is from RefSeq and is a predicted model, not a curated record.